CACGGCGAUCUGCAAAACAGGAAGUAAAACGGCGUUGAGCGAAAAGCACGAAGGAAAAAAACGGCCCAUCCCUCCAAAUGGUGUCCCUGAUUUGCACUUUACAAGACCACCGCGAUGACGUCAACUGGUGCGCCUUCUCCGCACAACUGUUGGCCACAUGUUCUGGAGACAAGACCGUGCGGGUGUACCACACCCGGGACUUCUCCGAACUGGCCUUCUCGCCGCUGGAAGGACACGGGUACAGCGUCCACUGCUGCUGCUUCAGCCCCUGCGGACAGUUCCUCGCCUCGUGUUCCACAGAUGCCACCACGCUGGUGUGGUCCAUGGCCACCGGGGAGAUCGAGGCCGUCCUGGAGCAUCCAGGUCGCAGCCCCGUCAGGAUCUGUGUGCUCUCCCCGGACUCGGUCCAUCUGGUCUCUGGUGCAUCUGAUGGUUCUUUGGCUGUUUGGGAUUUCCCAUCCAAGCAGCUCCGCAGGACCGGCUGCGUGAGUGACACAACAAUGGUGGCGUGCUCGUUCAGCCCGUGCGGCCAGACGUUUGUCACCGGCUCCACUUACGGAGACCUCCGUGUGUGGGACCUGGAUAUGAACCAGCUCCAUGCGGAGAAGAACGCCCACGACCUCGGAGUCACCUGCUGCACCUUCGCUCCGAACAUCCUCAGUGACAGUCAAGUUGUGCAGUUCCACUUGGCGUCAUGUGGACAGGACAGUCACGUGAAGAUCUGGGCCAUGAACAAGCUGAGUUCUGGAGCCUUUAGGAUGCAACUCCUGCACACAUUGACGGGCCAGUCGGCUCCAGUCCUCUCAUGCGCGUACUCCCCAGAUGGACAAAUGCUCGUCUCAGGCUCUGUGGACAAAACUGUGACUGUCUAUGACGCGAAAAAUGCUGAGUUGCUCUACAUGUUGAAUCAACAUGAGCGGUACGUGACUGCGUGUUCCUUCUCUCCAACUUCACCACUAAUUGCCACAGGAUCCAUGGAUAAGACAGUGAACAUCUGGAGGGUGGAAGAUGGAUGCGGUGGCCAUGUUGGAAAGUCAUUGCCAGAGGAGUCCACUGUGACGUCAUGUCAAGCGUCGACGUCAGCAGGUCGUUCCAAGCUGCUGGUCAGUGAUUGGUCGGAGGAGGACGUGUCGGUGUGGCUGUCGGAGGAGGGGCUCGGGGGACUGGUGGACACAUUCAGGACCAACAACAUUGAUGGGAUCGAGCUGCUUGGUCUCACCAAGGAGUCGCUGCUGUCAGAAUUGCACAUAGAAUCAGUGGGCCAGCGCAGCAAAGUCCUGAGGAAGGUGGACGAGCUGAAGAAUGCGUCGGUGUGUUUGGGUGUUCCUGACGAGUUCCUGUGUCCCAUCACCAGGGAGCUGAUGAGAGAACCAGUCCUCGCUGCCGAUGGCUACUCGUAUGAAAAGGAGGCCAUCGCGAUGUGGAUCAGUACCAAGAACCGCUCCAGCCCCAUGACCAACCUCCCUUUACUGACAACUCUGCUCACCCCUAAUCACACGCUGAAGAUGGCCAUCGCUCGGUGGAGGACCAGCCACUAAGCAGCCUGCGCCGCCACUGCCACCGAAUCAUUUCAGGUACACAAGUAGAAGUGCACGUGAUGUUUCUCAGCCUUCGUCGGCAACUUAAUUUCAUAGGUGUCGAGUUGUUCUGCGUGGGCAGAUUUAAAUACGCUGUUCUAGCUAUUCGUUUGAGGUCCGCUAGUUGCACAACCAGCUGAACAGUACAGCACAACACAAGAUGACACUUCACACUCUUAAUCAUCACGCUUGCCUCUUAGUGAAUUUCGAAAUGUCAUAGCUGUCGUAAUACACGCAUACUGGGUCUUUACUAGAGGUGGCUCGAGUAGUCAAAAUUGUCGCGUUACUUGACUCAAAGUAGUCCCCAAAUAAUUAGCCUACUUGAGGAGUAGUAUUUAGUGCAAAAACUACUCUUGUACUGAAAAACUGGUGAGCUCGCUACAAUAUCAGAUUUAUUAAAUUAAAUUUUACUUUGGAAAUAAUAAUUAACUUGUUCUACCUUUUUGAAAUCAGGUAGUUUUGAUUACCUACUUUAACUGCAUGAAAUGUACAAAAUAUUACAAGCAGCUUUCUUUAUUGCAAUGCACUUCUACACCACUGUAAAUUAAAACCACAAUAAUAAAUAUCUUGUUUAAUGUUUUUCUUUUUUUAUUCUUCUCCUAAACAUAUUAAUAAUAAUCGAAUCUGCUCUCCUUCCACAUUGCAUGAGGACAAUGCAUUGAUCCAUCAUUUCUAUCUGGACGGAGGAAUGCUUGUCGGAUUAUCUUUGUGAACCAUACAAAAUUUGUGCUCUCGCCGCCAGAGGAAAUUCUCCUUCAUGCCCAUACAUUUGAAUGUUUAUUUUUCCUCCAUCUACAUACCCAGGAAACAUACACUUUACUGUGAAAGCAGCAUAAAUGAUGAACCAGAGUCACCCUUAUUAUUUUAUUGUACCACAUUGUUGUUGGCCACAUUCUGUAAUCCAUAGCAUGAAAAGUGUAUAUGAAUAACGAUGGACAUCAUUCUAAUAAGUCUAUUAUGUAUGUUUACAUUCUUGACUGCUUGUGUUCAAUAAAACCAAUAAACAACUCACAA
Molecule: messenger RNA, 2591 nt
Organism: Phycodurus eques (leafy seadragon)
Lineage: Eukaryota; Metazoa; Chordata; Actinopteri; Syngnathiformes; Syngnathidae
Gene: wdsub1
Product: WD repeat, sterile alpha motif and U-box domain containing 1
Exons: 13
Coding region: 78-1538 (486 amino acids)
Biological process (GO): protein ubiquitination
Molecular function (GO): ubiquitin-protein transferase activity; protein binding
Source: RefSeq, a predicted model, not a curated record